Erigeron canadensis is the source of this 1242-nucleotide messenger RNA. RefSeq names its product plasmodesmata-located protein 3-like. Bases 101 to 1054 code for a protein of 317 amino acids. Gene Ontology annotation, biological process: plasmodesmata-mediated intercellular transport; transport of virus in multicellular host. Lineage: Eukaryota; Viridiplantae; Streptophyta; Magnoliopsida; Asterales; Asteraceae. Gene Ontology annotation, cellular component: plasmodesma. The record is from RefSeq and is a predicted model, not a curated record. The transcript is spliced from 3 exons.
UCUUUCCAUAUCUCUCCCCAAACUCUUUUCUUUUUGUCUCAUCUUCUUUCUCCUUCCCCCAAAAUCCCAAUUUCUUUUUCACUGAAACCCAAAUCCUUAAAUGGGUCCAUCAUCAAAAAAAUCACACAAAAUCCUCUUAUUAAUUCUCACCAUUUAUUCAUUAUCAUCACAAACAACAUCAUUAGCUGCAUCAAAAGACAUCACAACCUUAGUUUUCAAAGGUUGUGCCAACCAAAAAUUCCAAGACCCAUCUGGCAUCUCAUCACAAAAUCUCCAAACAUUAUACAACACUCUUAUAUCUCAAUCUUCCUCGAAUACUUUUUACAACACGACAACAGGUAACGACCAGUUAACAGCUACUUCUCUAACUGGCCUGUACCAGUGUCGUGGAGAUUUAAGUAAUUCAGAUUGCAAUAAAUGCAUUAAAAAAGUACCUGACACCAUCCAAAAAGUAUGCGGGGGCAAUACUAUUGCUGCCCGCAUACAGCUGGAUGGUUGUUAUUUAAAAUACGAGGUUGUUGGGUUCCCGCCCGCUUCGUCCACUGACCUGUUGUUUAAACAGUGUGGGACGAAUCGGGCAAGUGGGUCCGGGUUUGAUCAGAGAUUGGAAUCUGCAUUGGAACAGAUACAAAAAGGUGUUGGAAAUGAUAAAGGGUUUUAUAGUGGUGUGUAUCAAUCUGUAUAUGUUUUGGGACAGUGUGAAGGCGAUUUAGGAAAUGAUGAUUGCGGAAACUGUAUCAAGUCUGCUGGCGAGAAUGCGAAAAGCGUGUGUGGGAGCUCGCUUUCGGCCCAGAUUUAUUUGGAGAAAUGUUAUAUAAGUUAUACUUACUAUCCUAAUGGAGUUCCUGGAUCAGGGACGGGUGGUGGUGGUGGCGGCAUACAAACAGGGGAGACGGAGACAGGCGGUGGAGGAGGGCGACAUAGUACGCAAAAAACGGUGGCGAUUAUCAUCGGUGGAUUAGCAGGAUUGUUUCUAGGAAUAGCUUUCUUGCUUGUUUUGAAAUCAGCUUUCAAGAAGAAAAAGGAGAAACAUUCUCAUUACGGAGGUUAUUGAUAAAGGAGGAGAUAAUGUUGAACUAUUUUUGGAGCUUUCUAAGUGGAGGAUGUAAAGACAAAGACAAUGACUCUUACUUUUCUAUUUUUAAUUUUGUUUUUAGUUUUUAGUUUCGGUUUACAUAUUCCAUUCUCGUGUAAUUUUUGUUCUAUAUAUUUAAUGAGUUUAUAUAUCUUUUUUCCCUUGUA